This is a messenger RNA of Pan troglodytes (chimpanzee), 3657 nucleotides long. RefSeq names its product mitochondrial nucleoid associated protein 1 (gene MTNAP1). The record is from RefSeq and is marked validated. NCBI's taxonomy places the organism in Eukaryota, Metazoa, Chordata, Mammalia, Primates, Hominidae.
CUGACGCGGUUCCUUGGCCGGGGGUUGGGCAGGCGCCUGGGGGGCUUCCCUGGGGGGCUUGUCGCCGGGGUCGCCUGGGCUUUCAGGUCUUCCGAGGCUGACAUUCACGUUUCAUUCUGCCACACUCGGGAACGGUGAUCGGGGAAGCAUGGGGAUCCGGGAGAAGCACCCGCAAAACUAGCAUCCUCCUGGAGGAGCUCGGGAAUAGGAUGAGUGAUAAUCCACCCAGAAUGGAAGUGUGUCCUUACUGUAAGAAGCCAUUUAAACGAUUAAAAUCCCACUUGCCAUACUGUAAGAUGAUAGGACCAACCAUACCUACUGAUCAAAAAGUUUAUCAGUCCAAGCCAGCUACACUCCCACGUGCUAAAAAGAUGAAAGGGCCAAUCAAAGAUUUAAUUAAAGCUAAAGGGAAAGAGUUAGAGACAGAGAAUGAAGAAAGAAAUUCUAAGUUGGUGAUGGACAAACCAGAACAGACAGUGAAGACCUUUCCACUACCAGCUGUUGGUUUGGAAAGAGCAACUACUACAAAGGCAGAUAAAGACAUCAAGAAUCCAAUCCAACCAUCCUUCAAAAUGUUAAAAAAUACUAAACCAAAGACUACUUUCCAAGCAGAAACCAAGGCUCAGUUUUACGCAUCAGAGAAAACCUCUCCUAAAAGAGAACUUGCCAAAGAUUUGCCUAAAUCAGGAGAAAGUCGAUGUAAUCCUUCAGAAGCUGGAGCAUCUUUACUGGUUGGCUCAAUAGAACCUUCUUUGUCAAAUCAAGAUAGAAAAUAUUCCUCAACUCUACCUAAUGAUGUACAAACUACCUCUGGUGAUCUGAAAUUGGACAAAAUUGAUCCCCAAAGACAGGAACUUCUAGUAAAAUUACUAGACGUGCCUACUGGUGAUUGUCAUAUUUCUCCAAAGAAUGUCAGUGAUGGGGUUAAAAGGGUAAGAACAUUAUUAAGCAAUGAAAGAGAUUCCAAAGGCAGGGAUCACCUCUCAGGAGUCCCUACUGAUGUUACAGUUACUGAGACUCCAGAAAAGAACACAGAAUCACUCAUUUUAAGCCUUAAAAUGAGCUCAUUAGGUAAAAUCCAAGUCAUGGAGAAACCAGAGAAAGGACUUACCCUGGGAGUAGAGACAUGUGGGAGCAAAGGAAAUGCAGAGAAAAGUAUGUCCGCAACAGAAAAGCAGCAACGGACUGUCAUGAGCCAUGGCUGUGAGAACUUCAACACCAGGGAUUCAGUCACAGGAAAGGAGUCUCAAGGGGAAAGACCACAUUUAAGUUUGCUCAUUCCGAGGGAGACGACUUACGAGUUUCAUUCUGUAUCGCAGUCAAGUAGUCAAAGUCUUGCCUCUCUAGCUACAACAUUUCUUCAAGAAAAGAAAGCAGAAGCCCAGAAUCAUAAUCGUGUCCCUGAUGUAAAGGCAUUAAUGGAGAGUCCCGAGGGACAGUUAUCUCUGGAGCCCAAAUCUGAUAGUCAGUUCCAAGCAUCACACACUGGGUGCCAGAGCCCUUUAUGCUCAGCCCAGCGUCACACUCCUCAGAGCCCCUUCACCAAUCAUGCUGCAGCUACUGGCAGGAAGACUCUUCGCAGCUGCAUGGGGCUGGAGUGGUUUCCAGAGCUCUAUCCUGGUUACCUUGGACUAGGGGUGUUGCCAGGGAAGCCUCAGUGUUGGAAUGCAAUGACCCAGAAGCCACAACUUAUCAGUCCUCAGGGGGAAAGACUCUCGCAAGUUUCUUUGUUGGAACGAAGCUCAACUCAUAUAAGGAGUUUGGAACCCCCUACCGGACUUACAACCUCCAACUUCUCUCUAAUGAGGCUCUUGGGAGCUGUACAAAAAGGCUGGAUCAGGUGCAACACCACCAUAAGGAAGAGUGGAUUCGGUGGCAUCACGAUGCUCUUCACAGGAUACUUCGUCCUGUGUUGUAGCUGGAGUUUCAGACGUCUGAAAAAAUUGUGCCGACCCCUGCCCUGGAAGAGCACAGUACCUCCAUGCAUUGGUGUGGCGAAGACGACUGGGGAUUGCCGCUCUAAAACAUGUUUGGAUUAGGAAGCACGCUUAAGUAGGAGAAGCCUUCGUGACUUCUCUCUAGUGCCUUCGUGCCCUGUGUUGCCCACUGAAUUGCCCUGUAACACCUAAGUGUAGUGGUAGCAUUAGGGGAUAGCUUUUCAGCCCUCAAGGUUAUCAGGAGCAUUUGUAUCACUGCUAUAAAUAAAGUAGUAUCACUUGUCAUAAUCAGGAUGCUGAAACAUAAUGAAAAGGUUUAACUUAGUCACAGUAAAUAUUUCAUAUCCCUGAAAAUAAGUUAUUUAAUGAGAAUAGAACUAUUUAAUGAUCCAUGAGUCCUAAAAGGAUAUCUGCCUUGUAUUGCCAAGUUUAAGGCAAAGGUGAGAUCCUGUAUUAAUAAGAAGACAGCUUUUUUGUUUGACAUUGGUAAGUACCAAGAAUUCUAACUCACAUAUAGUAGGAAACAACAAAAAGUCUCCACUGACUUCUUUGAAUUAGAUACUGAGAAUCCACAAUACAGUAGUGUGGAUAACUUUCAAGAAGCCAUUGGAAACAUCUCCACAUUCUGGGAUGACUUGUAAAUGUCUACAGAGUAAUGGGAGGAAAGGCUUCCUUGUCUGCUCAUUGCUGCCACCUGGGUUGGGAAAAUAAUUGAAGGUGUUUUCUCAAGUCCUUCAAGAAUCUCUUCCUAAUGUUCAGAAUAGUUUAAGAGCGUUGUUGAGGUAAACUGAUAGCUGAUUAUUUUCUGAGAUUUAGAUCUAAACAAACUCAGCAUGACGAGGAAGCACACUUCACAGCUCCAGGGUGCAAUACUGAUGUAAAGUUGCCUCGUGAGGAUACAUUUUUCGCUCAUGUAUGCAAAAUUCCUAUCAGUUCAUUUGCACAGCCAGUUCCAAUCAUGUAUGUGAUCACCAGAUUAAAAGCUUCAUCCAGAAAGACAAGACUCCUCAGAACAAAUAGUAGACAAGUAAGACUGCUACCCACAGAAGCCAGUACGCUUCAGGUGUGAGGCGGGGUAACUACUCAUCUCUUCACAGAGCCAAGGAAAGAAAAAGAACGUCUCUAACAUGAUUUACCAUUUUAAACAGCCUUAUAAGUUUUGUCUCUUAAAAUCAUGCUGCAGAAGGAGGGGGUAAAAGUCGUGUUCUGCCCUGUCUGUGGCAUUGGUGAGAGCCCCGCUAGGUAAGAAGCAAUGCUUAGAUCUUGCUUCCAGGCAGCAGCUUGAAUUCCCGAAUCUUCCUGCAAGGUGCAUACAAAUGCAGCGUGAGAAUCCAUACACGUAAUCCAUAUUCACCUUUCCAUCCAUCCCGCAGAAGAGGCAUGGUGACACCCAGGCUACUGUCCAUGCUUGAGAGGACGUAUUUGAAGGUUCUGUUACUACAAAUUGGGAAUAUUCACGGACAUGCCUGAAUACCCUGGCUGUAACUCACACGUGGUCUGUGUAAGUGGAUUAACCUCGGGGCGGCCUUGUUUAAUCCUGAAUAAUAAUAUCUGAAAGACUGAGUUUACUUGGGAAUGUGUAGUUUUUCUAAUGCACAUUAAAAUUUAUUUUAGCUGUUAAAAAUAAUUUUAUCAUCAGCAGACUCUUUUAUACUUUAUGGGGCAUCUACAUACUACUUCCACCACUCUUCAUAAUAAAAUUAUUUGUAAAAUAUAAAAA